Argentina anserina (silverweed cinquefoil) is the source of this 3896-nucleotide messenger RNA. Its product is annotated as flocculation protein FLO11. NCBI's taxonomy places the organism in Eukaryota, Viridiplantae, Streptophyta, Magnoliopsida, Rosales, Rosaceae. Gene Ontology annotation, biological process: protein transport. The record is from RefSeq and is a predicted model, not a curated record. Bases 174 to 3773 code for a protein of 1199 amino acids. The transcript has 7 exons.
CUUCAUCUUCAAGAUUCGCUUCCCUUUUCUACAUUCAAUCCCCUAUUUCAUAGUAACCCAAUUAAAUUUGAUAAAAACCCAACUUCAUACAAUCAAAAACCCACCUUGGAUUUUCCAGAAACUUCAUAAAGUUUUGAUCUUUGGUUCUGAAGAAACCCCAAUUUUGAUCCACCAUGCUUCACAGGAGCUUCAAGCCCGCCAAAUGCAAAACGGCGCUGAAGCUUGCCGUUUCGAGAAUAAAGCUGUUGAAGAAUAAGAAAGAUGCCCAGGUGAAGCAGAUAAAGAAGGAAUUGGCUCAAAUGAUGGAGAGUGGUCAGUACAGGACUGCUAGGAUUCGGGUUGAACAUGUGGUGAGGGAAGAGAAGUUGAGGGCAGCUUAUGAACUUGUUGAAAUUUAUUGCGAGCUUAUUGCAGCACGAUUGUCGAUGGUUGAGGCGCAGAAAAACUGCCCAAUUGAUCUGAAGGAAGCAGUAUCAAGUGUAAUGUUUGCAUCUCCUAGAUGUUCGGAUGUACCAGAACUUAUGGAUAUCCGCAAACAUUUUACAGCAAAAUAUGGAAAGGAGUUUGUCUCUGCAGCUGUUGAACUUCGCCCGGAUAGUGGUGUAAGCCGCAUGUUAAUAGAAAAAUUAUCUACGAAAUCACCUGAUGGCCCUACCAAGAUGAAGAUUUUGGCUGCAAUUGCAGAGGAACAUAAUGUCAAAUGGGAUCCCGAGGCAUUCGAAGAGAAGCCUCCUGAGGAUCUUCUGAAUGGACCAAAUACUUUUGGCAUGGCCGCUCUGGAUUCUGCCCCACCUCCACCUUCUCAUGAUGUCAGGGUACCUCCUAAUUUUCAAAUUCCACCUAGUAGCAUGGCCAGUAAAGCUCAUGUGGAACCUCCCCCUGAUUAUCAAUCCCCUAAUGCUCAAGUUCCACGCAGAAAAUAUGAGUAUCAUGAUGGAUCCAUGAACUCAAAUGAGCAGAAUGCAAGAUCAUCACCCCGCGUGGAGGAUUCUGCUUCUACAAAUAUUUCUGCCAACAAAGCAACCACAUCUGCAGAAUUUCAUCCAGAAACGACAUCUUCAGGAAACAGAAGUGAUAGAAUGGAAAUGCAUGCAUUUCCUGGGGAUGAUAAUUCUUCAGGCAGGCAGAACUGGAAUAUGCAAUUCAAGGAUGCCGCCUCAGCAGCACAGGCAGCUGCUGAAGCAGCAGAACGAGCAGGCAUGGCAGCCAGAGCAGCUGCAGAACUGUCGAGGCAAUAUUCAUCUGAAAUGCGCAAUAGAAGUAACCAGUCAGCCUAUGUGCCAACUAAUACAAGUGCCAAUAAUAAUGAUCAUUUGGUGAAUAAUCUCCAGACAGCAGAUCAAUAUCCUCAAAAGAAGUCACCUGAACAUCAAAGACAUGACAGUUUAGAUAAGGUGAGCAAGAAGAGAGAAUCUGGUUAUUCUCAGGAUACGCUUGCGAGUGAUAUGCAAGCAACUGUCGAACCUGACAAUAUUCCCUACUUUGGAAAUUUAAGAUCUGAAAAGAAACCUAGCAAGAGUUCCUCCCUAUCUGGUUCAAGCAUUGGUAGUGGUCAUCAGGAAGAUGUUUUGAAAGAGGAUGAUAAUUUCAAUUAUUUUGCAGAUCUGGGUACUGGAAAACAAUCUAUCAGGUCUCCCUCUCCUCCUCAUCCAGGGCAAUUUACUGAAAUUAGUAACACUCAUGGUAAUUUUUCAAGUGUUUCUGGUGAGGUUCCUUUUGUUAGUGCUGUUAACAGCCAUCAAAGCACAAUUGGAAUGACUUCUGAGGGAAAUUCUUCUCUGGUUUUUGAUGAUUCUGGUUCAGAUGAUGAUAAAUAUAAGGGACAAGAAUCAAGUUUGUUUUUUGCUUCUCCUGCUAGAAACUCCUUUCCUUCAGCUAGUUUAGAUCCUUGGAGUUUCGAGCCAAAGACAGAUGAAGUACCAUUCAAGAGCGUUUCACCAUUACGUUCUUCACCAGUGCAGCACUCCGUCCCCAUCUUUUCUGAAGGUUUGGCAGGUACUGCAGUCUCUUCAGAACCAAAUGACUUUAUGCCUGUUGCUUUUGAUGCUUCAGAUGGCCCAAGUUCAGACAGUGAGGAGGAGCUAGACAUGUCUAAGCUUGUCCCGAGCAGAGAUUCUAAAUUUUCACAUGAGAAGACUGUUCAGUCCUUAAAUUCAGGGAAGAGCCAGAGUGCUAUCCAUAGGUCAUUAGCAUCUUCAUCCUAUGAUGAAAUACAUCCUGAAAGAAGCCAGAGAAUGGAAUAUAGUGUUUUCUCAGAUAAAGGGUUUGAUGAUAAUGAAUUUCUUGGUAGUGAACCAUCUCCAAGACAGAAAAAAUCUGGAUUAGAUACUAAUGCCAAGGAACAUUUACCUCAAACAUUGAAAGACAGUGAGGAAUGUAGUUGUGUAAGUGAUACUGACAGUGACUUAUUGGCCUUUGGGGUCUUGAAAGGUGGCCUCAGGAACAAGGGUUUUAGGCAUCCACCAUAUAAUCGGAUUUUAUCAGGCAAUGCUUUUUCGGGAAAACAAGAUACUCGAGAUACUCCACGGGUCAGGGCUUCGGUUGUUGCUAAUAUGUCUGGUGAAGAGCCACAUAGCCGGAAAGGGAGCACUAAGCUAGAUAAAGAAAAAAGCACGAAAACCCCCAUCACAUAUGUUGCUCCUGAUGAUGAUUCUUCAGAGGAUGAACUCUCACAUGAAACUCUAAGUAGUAGUCGCCAAGACCUGUACAAUCAGAAGUUGGUCUCUCCAGUAGUACUUGAUGAUUCUUCAGAGGAUGAACUCUCACAUGUAACUCUUGGCAGUAAUGGCCAAGACCUGUACCAUCAGAAAUCAGUCUCCCAAGAAAAGACAAGCUCAAGUUCUGCAUUUUUCUUAAAUUCAGAUGAUAGUGAGGCUGAGGAAGAUAUUCCUAGAAAAGUUUCCACCACCAACGCUCGUCCAAGUUCAAAACUUUCUAGAAGGACACAGUCCUCUUCUUCAAGUUCUGUUAGAAGUUCUAGCUCAAGGACAACAGUUGUACCUGAUGCAUCAAGGACUAAAGAUUACGGAAAAUCUUCUUCUAGAAGUUCUAAUGCCACUGAAACUGUACAGGAGCCCUCAGGAAGUCAGGAAUGGCUGAGACCUAUAGAACAACCAACUUCAUAUUCAAUUCCAGAAUCCAAGAAGACUGGGUCACCAGUCUAUCAGAAUUCCUCCUCAAGAAGUUAUAGUGCCACCGAAACUCCUAGUGCCUCAUCUCAGUUCAGGAGCUCAGAACGUUUGGCAAGUCAGGAGUGGCGCAGACCAGUAGAACAAGCAGCUCCUAAGCCGAAAGUGGAAUCUAAGAGGUCCUCACGUGUAGAGACUUCAAAGUCGUUUGCAAGGGAGGAAUCAUCCAAUACGCCUCCAGUAGAUGUGAGAUCAGAGAGAAUUGAAACUACUGAAUCUUCAAGGCCCCCAGGAUCAAAGUCGUUUGGAAGAGAACAAUCAUCUAAUUCUCUUAAGAUAAAAAGAUCAGAAAGCAGCGAAAGUUCCAAGUCCUCGGGUUUCAAGUCAUUUGCUAGAGACCAAGCAUCCAAUCUGCCUGCAAAGGUGGUAAAACCAGAGAGAACUGAACCUUCAAAGUUCUCUCCUCCAAAGUCAUUCACAAGGGAGCAAACUUCUAACCCUGCUCCAAAGAUUGUAAGAUCAGAAAGCUCUGAAACUUCAAAGUCCUCCUCUUCAGUGGGAAAGGCUUCUCAUGUCCACCCGAAGCUUCCCGACUCUGAUGACUUGUUUGCCAAGUUUGCAGCCCUCAAGCAGAAUCGUCAAUAAACCAAUUUAUUUGCACAUACCAAUAUAGGAUUCUUUGUAUGUGAGUAUUAGAUUCUUUCAUCUACUUGAAUUUUUGUCCAAUGUCAAGUACAUCGAUUGAAACAUGUCGCAUUGUCACUGUGA